GAAUUUGCCACCAAUGUGUAACUCAGUAGGGAUUUAGCUCACCACCCCUCUCCUCAACCCCCGCGGCGUCUCUCUCUCUCUCAUCCUAGCCCCAGCCCCACCUCCGGCCUCGUCGGAGGUGAUUAGUCGUCGCCGGCUCUUCGACUCCCGCUCCUUCUUCGACGCCGUUUUCUCGAUCACACGACCAUGUCGGAUAUCGAGGAUUCAGAUAUUGGCAACCCUGCCGGCGGCCAAAGCGUGUCCCUUUCCCGCAAAAAAGCUAAAGAGCAUGUCGAGCAGCUGCAAAGGCUUCAAGAAAAGGAUCCGGAGUUCUAUCAAUAUCUGAAAGACCAUGAUAAGGAGCUUCUGGAGUUCAAUGACGAAGACAUUGAUGAGGAUGAAGAAACGGAUUUCGAGGCUGAUGAGGAAACUCAACCCGCUGUGGAGUCACAGAAGAAGCCAGAAAAAGCAGUUACAACUGCAAUGGUUGAUUCCUGGUGCAAAGCAAUUAAAGAAGAAAGAAAGCUUGGUGCAAUUAGAUCUCUGUUGCGGGCCUUUCGUCUGGCAUGCCAUUGCGGUGAUGACAGUGACGUCACAUCACCAAAAUUUAGUAUCGUCUCGAGCAAUGUUUUCAAUAAAAUAAUGGUGUUUGUUCUGAAUGAAAUGGAUGGCAUUCUCCGUGGUUUGCUUGGUGCUCCAAACACUGGAGGGAUGGUGUUUGUUCUGAAUGAAAUGGAUGGCAUUCUCCGUGGUUUGCUUGGUGCUCCAAACACUGGAGGGAAAAAGGAAACAAUUAUGGAUCUAACAACCACAAAAACCUGGGCGAAACAUGGCACUUUAAUGAGGAUAUAUCUUAGCAACACACUUCACAUAUUGACAGAAAUGACCGAUGAGCAGAUGAUCUCGUUCACCUUGAAACGCGUGAAGGCAUCAGGUGUAUUUUUAGCUGCCUUUCCUACUCUCUUGAGGAAAUACAUCAAGGUAGCACUCCAUUCAUGGGGCACUGGAAGAGGUGCACUCCCAAUUGUGUCAUUCCUAUUCCUAAGGGACUUGUGUGUUCGACUUGGUUCGGAUUGCCUUGAUACUUGCCUCAAGGGUAUGUACAAGGCUUAUGUGAUGAAUUGUAAAUUAUCUAAAUCUGUAAGUAGAUCAAAGCAGCAGCACAUUCAUUUUCUUGGAAAUUGUGUAACUGAACUCUAUGGAGUGGACGUACCAAGUGCAUAUCAACAUGCUUUUGUAUUCAUCCGUCAACUGGCUGUGAUAUUACGAGGCGCCCUUACUGUAAGAGGGGAUAAGGUAGUUAAAGAGAAGAAAGACAAAAAACAGCGAGAUGGAAGCAAGAGCUCCAGGAAGCAACUGGAUAAAGCAUAUCAGAAGGUUUAUGAUUGGCAAUUCAUCAGUUGUCUUGAACUAUGGACUGGAGUUAUUUGUGCCUAUAACUCAGAAGCUGAGUUCGGGCCUUUAGCAUACCCACUUGCUCAAAUAAUUUCUGGUGUAGCAUCUCUGGUUCCCACGGCUCGAUACAUCCCUCUCAGGCUUCGAUGCAUGAAAAUGCUCAACCGCCUAGCCGGAGCCACUGGUACCUAUAUUCCUGUGUCUUCACACCUUCUUGAUAUGUUGGAAAUGAAAGAGUUGCAUAAACGCUCCACUGGGGGUGUUGGUAAAGCAGUCAAUUUGCUUAGUGUUAAACAGGUUGACAAGACAACACUAAAAACGCGCGCCUUUCAGGAGGAAUGUACAUAUUAUUUGGUUGAAGAACUCGCUGAACAUUUGGCUCAGUGGAGCUAUUCUCCUGCCUUCUUUGAGCUGUCAUUUAUUCCACUUGUUAGGCUUCGAAGCUUUUGCAAGUCCACAGAUGUUGAUAGGUCUAGGAGGGAAAUAAAAGAGCUUAUACGCCAGGUUGAGGCCAAUUCAGAAUUUACUAAUUCCAAGCGUGCAACUGCUGAUAUCUCACCAGAUUUAAUAGCUAUUGAAUCCUUUCUUAAGGCUGAAAAGGAGACCGGGUCCAGCCCUCUUUCCCAAUUUGCUGAUCAAUUACGCCUGAGAGCUCAACAGAGGAUUGACGCAAUGGUGGAAUCUAGUGUUAUUGUGGGAGCAGAAUCUUCUAUAUUUAGCAGCAAAUUAUCUGAAAUUGAGGAGGAUGAAGAACAUGAAGGAGAUGAGGAAGAAGCAAAUAAUGUCUUUAGCUCAUCCUGGUUGCCUGAAAAGAAAUCCAAGGUUCCGAAGGAAAAGCCUAAAGAAUCAAAGAAGCGCAGCCAUGAAGAGUACGAGGUAGAGGGUGAUGAAGAUCUGGUUGAGGACCUGGUCUUGAGUUCAGAUGAGGAGGAGGAUGAUGACAAGUCCAAAGUCGACUCUGCUUCUGAAGAUGAAGAUCAUCCCUCACUGCAACUGUCAAAUAAGAAACGAAAGCCCGACAACUCUUCUAAACAGAAUAUUAGGAAUGGGAGGCCAGUAACGAAUUCCUCCAAAAAGAGGCGUCCUCGUCCUAAGAAGGCAAGCAAAGGUUCAAAAUAAUAACAUGUGCAAAGUUUCGAGGAAGGAAAUUUUGAGUUUUAAUAUGGGGUAUGUUUAUUGAAUGUCUUGGUCUUAAUGCUUUGUUUUUUGAUCCAUUUUUCAUUUGUUAGUUCUUGGUAAUUUAUAUGAUGAGUGUAAUUUUGUUUUUUGAUCUUGUGAAUCAAGGAGAGCAAGAAAGGUUUUAGCUUAGAAUUUUUGGCACUAAAAAUGUUAAUUCUUUUCUUUCUUUAUUGUUGUUACGAUGUAUUAUUUUAGCAAGGGAUACUCGGUCUUCAUUC
Molecule: messenger RNA, 2771 nt
Organism: Asparagus officinalis (garden asparagus)
Lineage: Eukaryota; Viridiplantae; Streptophyta; Magnoliopsida; Asparagales; Asparagaceae
Product: nucleolar complex protein 2 homolog
Exons: 12
Coding region: 187-2493 (768 amino acids)
Biological process (GO): ribosomal large subunit biogenesis
Cellular component (GO): Noc2p-Noc3p complex; Noc1p-Noc2p complex; nucleolus
Source: RefSeq, a predicted model, not a curated record